Cuscuta epithymum is the source of this 647-nucleotide messenger RNA. The record is from the annotation of a GenBank genome assembly. NCBI's taxonomy places the organism in Eukaryota, Viridiplantae, Streptophyta, Magnoliopsida, Solanales, Convolvulaceae.
GUAAUUGUAUAAUUUAUCUUUCUUUGUUAUUUCUGAGGAGUUCAUAUGAUUCAUAUAUAUAUAUAUAUAUAUAUAUAUAUAUAUAUAUAUAUAUCAAUGUUGUGAUUAGGUAACAAAUGAAUCAAGGGAACAUGGUAGUCCUGCACCUGUGAGUACACCUGGUGGUGUCAAUCAAAGGAAGAGACCAGCAUCUGUGGAAGAAAGUACUGACAACCGAAAGGGUAAGUCGAAACUGGUAUGUAGAAGAAUGGGCAGGUCUAAAGGCAAACAACCUGUCACAGGCUUUGGGUGCUAUGUUGAUGUCAACACUGGUGCAAAGACUAUAAAUCCUGGGAUGCCUAGUGAAGAAGUUGUUUCUGAAUUCAGUCAUGAGGUGGCACAUGACCCUGAUGUCAAUGUCAGAUUUCCAAUUCCUAAUGAGAAGGAAAUUCGAAGUGCUGUCCAAUUUGAAAAGGAGAUUGAUGUCCCUGCAUAUAGAUCAAUAAGUUUCAAGGGUGAUGGAGCUCAAGUACAAAAACCUACCAACCUGCCCUUUGAACCACCCGGUUUGCAUUGGAAGGGAAAGAAAGCUAUCAGCACAAGACAGUUGUUAAACAAGACCUAAAUGAGGAAGGAAUCUACUGUGAGGAAGGAAUCUGGUGCCCAUG